Messenger RNA from Saxophila tyrrhenica, 891 nucleotides. RefSeq lists its product as uncharacterized. The record is from RefSeq and is a predicted model, not a curated record. NCBI's taxonomy places the organism in Eukaryota, Fungi, Ascomycota, Dothideomycetes, Mycosphaerellales, Extremaceae. The transcript is spliced from 2 exons. Bases 1 to 891 code for a protein of 296 amino acids.
AUGGCGGAUCCUCCGCAUGUCCCAUAUCUCAAUCACCUCGUCUCUCUACCGGUCCUGUUAUUCUCCCAAGCUGAAGAAGCCGAUGACACCAAUUCCCUCAACGCCAUGAUCGAUGUGAUGAAGGUCACAGCACCAGACCUCAAACAUGGUCCACCGAACAUGAGACCGGCAGUGCAGUCCUUCUACGAUUUCGAAACGCCACUGUCGACCGCAAACGCCGCGGCGAUAGCGUCAGAGCUGGAGGAAGCAAGGCCCGACGGAUACGUGCAUCUUUUCCGGAAGCUGACCACCCAAGUCGUGCUGAACGUCAAGGCCGCCCUGGUCACUGAAGAGAUUGAAACCCGAGUGCCCUACCAGAACUUGGCAUUCUUUCUUGACACCUGCUACAACGAGCUUGGCAGAGAUGAAGAGCGCGAGGAUAUCAGGGAGGUGUUUCUUGGUGCAAUGACAGCCGUCAAGGCGAAGAACGACGUCGACCAUCGGGAGCACGUGACUCCCAAUGUUGCCCAUUUCUUGAAGGUUGAGGAAAGCGAUCCGGAAGCGAUUGGUGCGGGUAUGCGCAAGUUCCUCGAAGUUCUUGUCAUUCCGUUGGAUGGUGCCCUGCUAAGUUCGAUGGAGCGUUUCGGCUUCGUUCAACAGCACGCCAGCAUGUCCGACCUCAUCGACAAGGUCGCACGUCCAUCACCUGAUCAGGGCGGUUACAUGGCCAACAGGGACCAUCUACAGCUGCUGCGUAUGCUGAAACAGGGGGAGGACCCCAAGAGCAGUGUGAUGUCGUCCUUGCUGCGGAAGACCGCCUCUGGGCUGGAGGUAGCGCUUCGGGGCAACGUCUGGGAGGCUCAGCUCGUGAUCGGUCUGGCCAUCUUAGACUUCACGGAGAACGACGACUGA